Molecule: messenger RNA, 867 nt
Organism: Uloborus diversus
Lineage: Eukaryota; Metazoa; Arthropoda; Arachnida; Araneae; Uloboridae
Product: adipolin-like
Exons: 7
Coding region: 1-867 (288 amino acids)
Molecular function (GO): hormone activity
Source: RefSeq, a predicted model, not a curated record
AUGAAGGAUACUUUCUUCCCUGCUUUAUUAAUUCUGUUGGCCGUUCUCACCUUGCAGGUAGAGAGCAGGAGGAGAACUCAGAGACCAGUAAUAAGGGGUAUCCCACCGGCAGUCGAUAGGAAUUUCAAAAAAUCAGGAGCGACCUUGGGAAAGGGAGGAGCCAUCGGACCUCCGGGACCUAGAGGACCCGCCGGCCCACGAGGACCUAAAGGAGCUAACGUCAGCAAAGAAGAAAUGUUUGAGGAAUUCAGGACUAUGAUUAGUGAACUGGCUGCAAGAAAACUGAUCAUCUCCGCAGACCCCAGGUGUACGGAGCUGUGCGUGUCCAACCUGGAGGGCAACGAGACGGGUCCCGUGGUGCAGAGGCCCCUCUUCGAACAACAUGACCUCCUGGUGCCCAAACUGAUCACCACCUUCAUGUGGGAGCUCAAGGAUGAUCAAUCAGUCCCUAGGAAUUCUGUCUCAGAACUAGAAAUCUUCGUACCGUCGUCUCGCACUGGCGGUUACGAACGUGGCAUGGGUGAUUCCCGUUCGACAUCCGGUCGCUUCGUGGUCCAGAGAACCGGAUUCUACACUUUCUUCAUCCGGGUCCAUCUCCACCUACCCGGACAGGAGGAGGCACAACAACCACCCACGUCUUCGGAGCUUUUUUCAGUCCUGCUCUGCAUCGAAGCACUUUGCAGAGAAAACAUGAACUUAGAAGCUAUAUCAGGUUUUGGUCCAGGACAGAGAACAACUGUUUCUAUCAACGGAAUGCUCCAUUUGGAAGUAAGCCAAUACGUGUCAGUCUUCAUCGACAACGCCUCCAAGUACUCCUUCCACGUAUUUGAAGGAUCGCAGUUUAGUGGGUAUUUGACCGGCGUGUAG